This is a messenger RNA of Nematostella vectensis (starlet sea anemone), 2164 nucleotides long. RefSeq lists its product as uncharacterized. The transcript is spliced from 3 exons. The record is from RefSeq and is a predicted model, not a curated record. NCBI's taxonomy places the organism in Eukaryota, Metazoa, Cnidaria, Anthozoa, Actiniaria, Edwardsiidae. The coding region runs from base 313 to 1560 and encodes 415 amino acids.
GUUAAAAAUCCUGGCUACGCCGCUGCAUAUGGUGCCCAUCUCGUUAGAAGAUUGUCGCGUCUUGUUAGACGCCAUAAUGGCGGUUAAUAACCUCAUCUCCCAUUAAUAUCCUCCCCCGGCAAAACUCGUAACAGAACUGAUCUAGCGGAUGCUUCAGAGCAUGCAUCACAUUUCCGGUACAUGCAUGUGGAAUAGAUAUAAACGCCAGCCUUACGCCAGAGGGCCAUACUUCUAGAAAGGACGACAGUGUUAGAUUCAGUAAGACAAGCCACCAGUGUCCAAGCAAGGGAUAAACAAUCAAGCGAGGACACUAUGGUCAGCGGAGUCACAGCAGUCGUAGUCACGAUGUUUCUACGAAUCUACUCGGAAAACUCGGACUUCAAUCCGAUCACGAUAUCUCAGCCCCAAUGCCCACCCGGCUACUGCGCCCUGGGGGACUACGCCCAAAGAACCGGCUCGGAGGCGCCAAGCUACGGUGCCACCGUUUGCCUCAAGCAGGACAACAAACUAGUGCGUACCCCCCUGAAAUUCACACAGAUUUGGAGCAGUGAGGGGGGUGCAGUCGACGACGAAGAAUACAGCGAAGCGAGCGGCGCGGAGAGUGGUUCUGGCGAGGAGUCCUCUUUCGGUCCGACCGGAAGAAGUAGAGUACUAGCGUUUUGGCGCGCUGUUCCCCCUAGCAACCAAUACACAGGGCUCGGGGACGUCGUGACGUCAUCGUACGAACAGCCAAUCAGAAGCAGGUACUGCGUGGUGCAUAAUUCGGUGGUAUUGACCGCUAGGCGUGGUCGGAGGGUGUGGGUAGACAAUUCUGGGGUAGUGAGCCUUUGGGCGCAUGCGCAGAGCACCCAAUUUCUCAACCUUGACCUUUUCGUUGCCAAUGGUUACCGCGGACCACCCGCUGAUCUUUACUUCCGCACAAUCGUACCGGAAGUGAUCUCUCCGCCGCCAAGUGGAAACCUCCUCAUAGAAGUGAUCCCAGCAAGGGACCUUAACCUGCUACUCAGGGACCCAAUAGGGGAACACGGUUACGAGGACAUAAGUGUUUAUGUCCCUCAGCCUCCUAUCGGGUUUGUGGCCCUGGGGCAAUACGCCGAGAGGGGUAUCUUCAAACACGGCUCGGCCCAUGUCUUGGCUGUCAAAGCAACAGGGGGUGGGGCACUAGUGGCACACCCUAUCAUGUACAAGAGAGUUUGGGACACAAGAAAAUCAGCGAAGACCGUGGAGUCCGCAAUUUGGAGACCAAUUCCUCCCCCAGGGUACCACUGCUUGGGGGAUAUUGCCACAGUAGCUUACGCCGCGCCGUCUACAAACACCAUAGUCUGCCUUCACUGGAGUCUCGUCCGCAAAGGAAGGAGGGGUGAUCGAGUGUGGUGGAACCGGAAGUCUCCACUGACCGGAAGUGAUUCUCAAGGAAGUGACGUCACAGUGUGGCGGGUCGGAGGAGGGCACGAUUGCGAGGCGCCAAAUACAUUCGUUGCAAACCCUGGGUUCCAGACCCCGUCGAGUGAGAGACUGUUGUUUAAAUGCGUGCUCAGAAGCAACUCGAUAGAAAUCUAAGUCAUGCGCUAUAUCACUCACUCCUUUUUUUUGGAUCUUAAAACUUGUAAAUAAAGCAUUUAACUUGUUCAGAAGUUACUCUACGGACACUUUCGUGAGCGGACAGUUCUAUAUAUACGUCCAUGUUUUGACUAUAGAUGCACGCAGAAAAAAACUCAACAAAUAAGACGACGUGGCAAAAAGACGAAGGUUGUGAUUUUUUAUGCUAAUACUUUUUUAACAUUGAUCAAAUUGCCUGUUUUUUUUUACAAGUGUUGUUUUCUAUUUUUUGAUGACAACAACAUACAACGACAACAAAAAUUUGGGAAAAAUGGGCUCUUUAAAUUGAGUGUGAUUUUUUUACUAUAAUCGCAUAAAAAAAAGGAAUAGAAAAAUAAGUCUUGUGUAAUGACCAGGGGCCCCAGUCUACAAUUGCUAUGCAACAUCAUUUACCACAAUCUAUCUUUAAUGUUUAUCUAAACAUAUUUAAAUAAAAUAUCAUAUAAAAUAACAACCCUUAUAUAUAUUUUCUCUCAUUAAUAACAUUUUAAACUCAAUGUUAUUAGUUUAAUAUUUGUUUCUGUCACCGACUGGUGUUUUUUUAAAAUAAAUCAUUCUUUGUGUA